Coregonus sp. 'balchen' is the source of this 7007-nucleotide messenger RNA. NCBI's taxonomy places the organism in Eukaryota, Metazoa, Chordata, Actinopteri, Salmoniformes, Salmonidae. The record is from the annotation of a GenBank genome assembly.
AUUAUAUUCAACACAGUGUAUUAUAUUAGAAAACAAUAUUUUGACAUAGGAACCUUAUUUUGCGGGUGGUGUUACCCUGGGGACAACUUUCAGUGCGUACCUAAAAAAAAAUCGAAAUAGCUAUCCAGCUUGCUUGGUACACACAAUCUCAACGGACAACAAUACAUUUUUGCGAUAAGGAUACAUUUAUUGAAAUACAACAGUCUUUUGCGUCAAGUUUCAACAGUUUGACAAAUUACGUAAAGUUUAAAAUCUACAAUGGCGUCGCCCAUGGAAAUGACAGAGUUAUAUGACAACGCUUUGCUUGGAAUCUUGCAGCAUGUUGGAAACAUCCAGAAUUUCCUUCAGGUCUACUUCGGCUUCCUGUACCGCAAGACAGACUUUUACCGUUUGCUGUCAACCCCCAACGACCGUAUGGGCUUCCCUCCAGGGGUGGCAGAGAAAAUGGUCCUAAAGGUAGUUAAUGUACCUUACUACUGUAGCUAGCUAGUUAAACCUUUGACAACUUCUGUGUUAGCCGUUCAGGCUAGCCAAUUUGCACCCUAGAUCGCUGCUCACCAUAUACGUCGUUUUUAAAGCUACACUCAGUAGGAUGACAUCAUCAUAAACAACGGGUCGACUUACAUACAACACCAACAGAUGGUGCUUUCAAGACAACAGGGAACUCGGGGGGAAAAACGAGGUAAAAUCAUGACGUCAGUGAUCUUCAGGUCUGAACUUUAGAAAGAUGCCCGAUUUUCCGACUUUGAAUUCCGAGUUAGAUGAUCGUUCAAAACGAUUUUUCCCAGUCUGAGCUCGUUUUUUCCCGAGUUCCCAAGUGGUCUUGAACAGGGGCCUGCUCCAGACAUAAUCAACGGCGCUUAUAGUAGAAUACAUAAGGUGCAAGUUCGAAAUGUGUUUGUGCAUCGGCAAUUUCUCUCGUGUUAUGUCAGUCACUGACAGUCACUCAAUUAGCCAUGUUAGCUAAAUAUUUUUAGAUUGGUAAAUUAGUCUUGCCAGCUCUCUAAACUUCUAGUAAUCAUGGCCAAAUACCGACCGGUCACGCAGGGCACAUGCCCAGGGCCUUGACCUCCAGGGGGCCCACCAUUUGAUUUUAUUAGUCACUCUCACUCAGAUAUCAUUAACAUGGCAUAAGUCAUGGCAAAAUGUGUAGAAUUGCAGGAAAUUAGCUAGGGGGGUGGGCCCUGGAGGUCAGGUGCCCUGCGUGACUGGACAGUAUUCGGCCAUGAUUGCUACAGUUGUUUUGAACGCGGCAAAUGUUGCCAACAAUCGGAUGUAUCCGGUUUUCAGGGAUACAGCACAGAGCUAAUUCUACCUAGCUUCCGUUUUCGCUGAAAACUGGAUGUGGGAACUCCGCUCAGGCGUUUUCUUUUACGCCUGCUACGAUAGGUUAACAGUGACCUAACCUGUCAAGACUACCAUUAUUGGCACUUCACCUUGUGUCUAAACUCAUAUGGGAAGAGAUGUCAGUCUUGGCUGAUUUGGUUAUAAGUUGAUACCUUCCCCUUGUCUAUGAUGAUACCAUCUUGCAGACUACCUUUUAAGGUACACAAAAAUGAUUAGGGGGUUGAUUAUGGACUUGGCACGUCUGUUAUUCUCCACAGUCCUUCCGUCUGUUUGAGCGUGUGGCAGAGCAGGACAGAGAGAGGCAGCAGAGGGAGAUGCAGCAGAGACAGGAGGCCAGGGUGGCGCCCCCCGCGCUGCAGGAGCUGGAGUUGCAGGCCACUGAGCAGCCGGAGGAGCCGAGGGGGGAGAGGACAGAGCCUGCUGCCCAGAGAGAGAGCUCUGCCUCAGCCUCUGGAGAGCCCAGUGCACUCUCUAGCCAAGCCUCUUCCAGCCAAGCCUCAGCCUCUAUUCCACAGCCCCAUUGCAGCAGUAUGGCCCAGCAGUCAUCACAUGGAGACCAGGCAGCAGCCAGUUCAGCAUCUACAGAGUUAGUAUUGUACUGCCUCUCUUGGCUAUGCCAAUAUGACUGGUUCUUUCUAUAAGCUUUUUCAAUGCUUUAGAAAAGUGUCCACGAAGUUACAUAAAACAGGUCCACAACUGUUAAAACCUGUUAUAGAUGGGACAUUUACAUAUUUGCUGAAAUGCCCUACAAAUACAUGUUGGCAGUUUUGAAUUUGGUAGAAUCUCCUUAGUGGCAUGGAAUUGACCCCAACCCUAAUUCUAAAACCCACCCUAAUACCAACCCUUUUAUUAAGUGCUUCUUCCACUGUGUGUGUGUGUGUAUCAGUGGUCAGGUGAUGCAACAGGCCAAUCCAGAUAGUUACAAUGGGGCGGUGAGGGACACCUACAGUUGGUCUCAGGACUACACCGACGUCGAGGUCCGCGUCAACGUUCCCAAGACCGUCGUCAAGGGCAGACAGGUUAACACGGCCACCACAGGGCUCUUCUUUCUACGUAUUUCAACCUUUUCAAAAAACAAAUCGUUAAUGUUUAUAAAUUAUUAUAAUGUGAUGAGUUUCCUAUGUCCAGUUGAUGAGAUUCUCAAGUUAAAAAUUUCUCCUGGGGUUGUAACAUGUAAUGUAUGUGAAGUAUUUAUGCGAUAACUUCUCUUUGUGUGUGUCCCUGCCCAGGUGUGUGUGAACAUGCAGCCGGGCAGUGUGCGUGUGUGUUUGAAGGAGGGGGCUGGAGAGACGGUCCUGAUGGAAGGAGAGUUCACGCAUAAGAUCAACACUGAGAACUCACUAUGGAGCCUGGAGCCUGGACGUUGUGUGGUGGUGAGUGACACACACACACACACACACACACAACUACAAAUAUAUAUAGACACACUCACUCACUGACCCACCCUUCCUCCCUCCCCCUGAAGUUGUCUCUCAGUAAGAGUGGGGAGGUCUGGUGGAGUGCUGUGUUGAAGGGAGAGAAGGAGAUUGAUGUGAACCAGAUCAACAGGGAGCGCUCCAUGGCCACGGUGGACGAGGAGGAGCACGCCGUGCUGGACAGACUCACCUUCGACUACCACCAGAAACUACAGGGCAAGCCCCAGAGCCAUGAGAUGGUGAGAGCACACACACACACAGGCAGACGCACGUAAGCACACAUACACUACCAUCAGAAACUAACCUAAGCCUCAUGAUGUUGAGAAGGGUUGGACAUAAUUUGGAAAGGCACACACCUGUCUAUAUAAGGUCCCACAGUUGACAGUGCAUGUCAGAACAAAAAUCAAGCCAUGAGGUCGAAGGAAAUGUCCGUAGAGCUCCGAGACAGGAUUGUGUCGAGGCACAAAUCUGGGGAAGGGUACCAAAAAAUGUCUGCAGCAUUGAAGGUCCCCAAGAACACAGUGGCCUCCAUCAUUCUUAAAUGGAAGAAGUUUGGAACCACCAAGACUCUACCUGGAGCUGGCUGCCCGGCCAAACUGAGCAAUCGGGGGAGAAGGGCCUUGAUCAGGGAGGUGACCAAGAACCCGAUGGUCACUCUGACAGAGCUCUAGAGUUCAUCUGUGGAGAUGGGAGAACCUUCCAGAAGGACAACCAUCUCUGCAGCACUCCACCAUUCAGGCCUUUAUGGUAGUGGCCAGACAGAAGCCAAUCCUCAGUAAAAGGCACAUGACAGCCCGCUUGGCGUUUGCCAAAAGGCACCUAAAGCACUCUCAGACCAUGAGAAACAAGAUUCUCUGGUCUGAUGAAACCAAGAUUGAACUCUUUGGCCUGAAUGCCAAGCGACACGUCUGGAGGAAACCUGGCACCAUCCCUACAGUGAAGCAUGGUGAUGGCAGCAUGCUGUGGGGAUGUUUUUCAGCGGCAGGGACUCUCAGACCAUGAGAAACAAGAUUCUCAGGACCUCAGACUGGGGCGAAGGUUCACCUAUGUUUCCCAUGCCAAUGAAGCCCUUGAAUUGAGAAAGAGAGAGAGAGAGCGAGUGCGCGAGUGCAUCUCACCACAGAUGGUCAGGAACAAAGAGAAAGGACAAUGAAUCUGAGACCAUUUUAUAACAUCUGAGUUGUUUGGAUUCAACAUCUAAGUUGUUGACCAAUGGUAUUACUGUAAAGUUAACCUCCAAUCAGAUAUCAGACCUACAUGUAAAGACAACUGCACUUUCUCAUAGCCGCAAGAUGUAGGGGUGCUGCAAUUUUCAGGUCUCUCCAGAGAUGUUCGAUCGGGUUCACCUUCCAACAGGUUCACCUUCCAACAGGACAACGACCCUAAGCACACAGCCAAGACAACGCAGGAGUGGCUUCGGGACAAGUCUCUGAAUGUCCUUAAGUGGCCCAGCCAGAUCCCGGACUUGAACCCGAUCGAACAUCUCUGGAAAGACCUGAAAAUAGCUGUGCAGCGACGCUCCCCAUCCAACCUGACAGAGCUUGAGAGGAUCUGUAGAGAAGAAUGGGAGUAAGAAUGGGAGUUACUCCCCAAGUACAUGUGUGCCAAGCUUGUAGCGUCAUACCCAAGAAGACUCGAGGCUGUAAUCGCUGCCAAAGGUGCUUCAACAAAGUACUGAGUAAAGGGUCUGAAUACUUAUGUAAAUGUAUUAUUUCACUUUUUUAUAAAAAACAGUUUUUGCUUUGUCAUUAUUGGGUAUUGUGUGUAGAUUGUUGAGGGGAUAAAACAAUUUAAUCAAUUUUAGAAUAAAGCUGUAACAUAACAAAAUGUCAAAAAAGGGGGCUGAAUACUUUCCGAAUGCACUGUAUGUAAAUAUGUACAGUUGAAGUCUCAGUUUUUCACAAUUCCUGACAUUUAAUCCUAGUAAAAAUUCCCUGUCUUAGGUCAGUUCGGAUCACCACUUUAUUUUAAGAAUGUGAAAUGUCAGAAUAAUAGUAGAGAGUGAUUUAUUUCAGCUUUUAUUUCUUUCAUCACAUUCCCAGUGGGUCAGAAGUUUACAUACACUCAAUUAGUAUUUGGUAGCAUUGCCUUUAAAUUAUUUAACUUUGGUCAAACGUUUCGGGUAGCCUUCCACAAGCUUCCCACAAUAAGUUGGGUGAAUUUUGGCCCAUUUCCUCCUGACAGAGCUGGUGUAACUGAGUCAGGUUUGUAGGCCUCCUUGCUCGAACAUGCUUUUUCAGUUCUGCCCACACAGUUUCUAUAGGUUUGAGGUCAGGGCUUUGUGAUGGCCACUCCAAUACCUUGACUUUGUUGUCCUUAAGCCAUUUUGCCACAACUUUGGAAGUUUGCUUGGGGUCAUUGUCCAUUUGGAAGACCCAUUUGCGACCAAGCUUUAACUUCCUGACUGAUGUCUUGAGAUGUUGCUUCAAUAUAUCCACAUAAUUUCCUUCCUCAUGAUGCCAUCUAUUUUGUGAAGUGCACGUCUCUCCUGCAGCAAAGCACCCCCACAGCAUGAUGCUGCCACCCCGUGUUUCACGGUUGGGAUGGUGUUCUUCGGCUUGCAAGUCCCCCCUUUUUCCUCCAAACAUAACGAUGGUCAUUAUGGCCAAACAGUUCUAUUUUUGUUUCAUCAGACCAGAGGACAUCUCUCCAAAAAGGACGAUCUUUGUCCCCAUGUAAUAAUAAUAAUAAUAAUAAUAUAUAAUAAUAAUAAUGUGCAGUUGCAAACCGUAGUCUGGCUUUUUUAUGGCGGUUUUGGAGCAGUGGCUUCUUCGUUGCUGAGCGGCCUUUCAGGUUAUGUCAAUAUAAGACUUGUUUUACUGUGGAUAUAGAUACUUUUGUACCUGUUUCCUCCAGCAUCUUCACAAGGUCCUUUGCUGUUGUUCUAGGAUUGAUUUGCACUUUUCGCACAGAACGCGUCUCCUUCCUGAGCAGUAUGACGGCUGCGUGGUCCCAUGGUGUUUAUACUUACGUACUAUUGUUUGUCCAGAUGAAUGUGGUACCUUCAGGCGUUUGGAAAUUGCUCCCAAGGAUGAACCAGACUUGUGGAGGUUUACAAUAUUUAUUCUGAGGUCUUGGCUGAUUUCUUUUGAUUUUCCCAUGAUGUCAAGCAAAGAGGCACUGAGUUUGAAGGUAGGCCUGAAAUACAUCCACAGGUACACCUCCAAUUGACUCAAAAUGAUGUCAGAAGCUUCUAAAGCCAUGACAUCAUUUUCUGGAAUUUUCCAAGCUGUUUAAAGGCACAGUCAACUUAGUGUAUGUAAACUUCUGACCCACUGGAAUUGUGAUACAGUGAAUUAUAAGUGAAAUAAUCUGUCUGUAAACAAUUGUUGGAAAGAUGUCCUAACCGACUUGCCAAAACUAUAGUUUGUUAACAAGAAAUUUGUGGAGUGGUUGAAAAACAAGUUUUAAUGACUCCAACCUAAGUGUAUGUAAACUUCCGACUUCAACUGUAUGUGGGCAUUCCAUUCUCUCUCUCUCUCCUCUCUCUCCUCUCUUCUCUCUCGCUCUCUCUGUGUAGAAGGUGCAUGACAUGCUGAAGAAGGGCUGGGAUGCUGAGGGCUCUCCCUUUAAAGGACAACAGUUUGAUCCCUCCAUGUUCGACAUCCCCUCCAGCGCCGUACAGAUGUGAACACGCACACAAUGUUGGGGAUUGGGGUUGACAGACUGAGGAGAGUUGGCAGAUUUUUCAGUGGAAACUGCCUGGUAUUUUAAGAUGAUUUUUCUUUAUUUUUUUGAGUGAUCUUUGAAUAGGAGGGAGAUAAGCUUUGUUACUGUGUUCUGACUGAUGUGACAUCCCUGGGUUGUGUUCAUUAGGUACCAAACAGAAGAAAAAGACUGAACUGUGAGGAACUUCCUGCACUCCCUGAACGCUCAUUUACGCUUUCCGUUGCAAAACGUUUAAAAAAAACUUUCAAUUUCGUGCCCUAAUGAACACGACCCUGAACGUACCUGUUUAUGUGUCUGUCUGCCCACUGAACACACCUGGACCUGGGAGAUAGCUGUACAGACACAGAUCUAGGAUCAGUUGACCCUCCCCAUAUCCUAAGCUUCACCAUUGAGGUGGAGGAUGCAAAACGGACCCUAGAUCAGUUUCUAGGGGCAACUUCCAAGUCCAGAUGUCUCGGUGGUGUUUUACAUGUAGAGGACUUAUAUUGGUUGGCUAAAUACCUCCCUGCCAUUUUCAUUUUACUGAGGUGUGUCAGUACUGUGUGCCUGAAAUAAAUGAAAUAAAAUAAAAUCCUG